Messenger RNA from Pistacia vera, 1609 nucleotides. RefSeq names its product dehydrodolichyl diphosphate synthase 6-like. Gene Ontology annotation, biological process: polyprenol biosynthetic process. The transcript is spliced from 2 exons. The record is from RefSeq and is a predicted model, not a curated record. Gene Ontology annotation, cellular component: endoplasmic reticulum. Lineage: Eukaryota; Viridiplantae; Streptophyta; Magnoliopsida; Sapindales; Anacardiaceae. Bases 327 to 1403 code for a protein of 358 amino acids.
UCUUUCCCGCCACCACAGAGCCGCCGGUAUUAAAUUACUCGUAAUGCGCAUGCUUAAUCGUUUUUUCUAUUUGUUUAAGUCUGAACCGGUUCCUCUGUUCGUUAAACAAGUGUUUUGUCUUUAUCUAUUUUGUUUAUGCUUUUUGUGUUUAGUUUAUUCUCUUAUUCUUCAGUGGUGUUCAGCCUUCAUUAUUGAACUGUCUGACCAAAGAUUAACGCUGAUUCGGAUGCUCUUCAGCAUCUUGAUCUUUAUUUGAAUCUAAGAAUCAACGGCCAUCGAUAUUAUAUUCCUCUGUUGCUUAGAAGAUAGCAGUUAAGGGUUUUAAAAUGGAAAAAUAUGAUGAUGGCGGUACUGCAAAUCAGCUGUUUAGUGGUCUGAAUACUUUCUUGAGAAGAUGUUUGUUCCGUGUUCUUUCUGUGGGUCCUAUUCCGAAUCAUUUUGCCUUUAUCAUGGAUGGAAAUCGAAGGUAUGCUAAGAAGUGUAAUCUGGAAGAAGGGGCUGGCCAUAGAGCUGGGUAUUCAUCUCUCAUGUCUUUACUCAAGUAUUGCUAUGAAUUAGGGGUGAAAUAUGUGACAAUCUAUGCCUUUAGCAUUGAAAAUUUUAAAAGAAAACCUGAUGAGGUUCAUGACUUGAUGGAUCUAAUGCUGGAGAAGAUGCAGGCAAUGCUCAAGGAAGAAAGUAUUGUGAACCGGUAUGGCAUUAAAGUGCAUUUUAUAGGUAAGUUAAAACUUUUGAGUGAGCCUGUCAGGGUUGCAGCAGAGAAGGUGAUGAGGGCUACUGAAAAGAACAGCAAGGUGGUGCUUUUAGUCUGUGUAGCAUAUACUUCAGGUGAUGAGAUAGUGCAUGCAGUUCAAGAGUCUUGUAAGCAUAAAAGGGAUGAAAUUGAAGCUUUGAAUGAACGUAAAACUUCUAAUGUCGUUCCUAAUGUUGUGGAAUCCUACAAAGAUAGAUUGGAUGGAUCUCAAACUCCAAAGGCAACUGGAGCUUGCAAUGGUGUGAUUGAAGGAAUUGAUGGCACUAAUAAGAUUAAUGUUGCAAUUGAUUGUACUGGUGAAAAAUUAUGUGAUGAUCAAGAUGAAGCUCAAGCAUCGAAGGUUAGAAUUGGCAAUGGUUUGGUUGAUGAAAUUGAAGAGAGAGAGAAGAUGCAAAGGCAGCAUUGUGUAAUAAAUCUGGUAGAUAUCGAGAAGCACAUGUACAUGGCUGUAGCUCCUGAUCCUGACAUCCUUUUGCGAAGUUCUGGUGAGGCCCGACUGAGCAAUUUCCUUCUCUGGCAAACCAGUAAUUGCCUACUGUAUUCUCCAGCUGCAUUGUGGCCGGAGAUUGGUUUGUCACACUUGGUGUGGGCAGUGCUAAACUUCCAAAGAAACCACGCAUACUUAGAGAAGAAGAAAAAGCAAUCAUAACAAUUUUUACACCGCAAAAAAGAAUAAUUUCUCUAAUAGAUUAUGGCAAGGUGUGCAUUGGGUGACAGUAUUAUUUCUCUAUUUCAACUGGAAGCCUAGUACCUGUAGUGUUGGAAUGCACUUCCAGAGUUACAGUGUCUUCGCACUUCAUGUCCGGGCAAUAAAAUAUUUUGGUGGCUUAUUAUAUACUGGCAUAAGCUCCUAUG